This is a messenger RNA of Meleagris gallopavo (turkey), 1380 nucleotides long. The record is from RefSeq and is a predicted model, not a curated record. NCBI's taxonomy places the organism in Eukaryota, Metazoa, Chordata, Aves, Galliformes, Phasianidae.
UUAAAAGAGAAUGGUGAGUGGCCUUUGUGUGAAAUUGUAUGUUCAAAAACCAAUAAAUAAAUAUGUUGUUUUGCAGAACGGUUACAAGCAGAUCCAUAGCAAUGCAAGCAAAUAACCCGGCACCAGCACCUGGAUUCUCCAAUACUGGCUAUGCACCAGGAAACCAGCCCCCGUAUGGCCACCCGCAGUAUGCAGCUGGGAACUUCUACGGCACUCCUGCAGCAGGGCCAUAUGCUUACCAGGCACAGCCCAUGGGAAACCCAUCCGGAGCUGCUGUUCCACCCAUCCAGAACCAGCCUUCCGGGACCAUCUGGAUGCCCAUCCCUCCUCCUAUUCCCAACUGCCCUCCUGGACUGGAAUAUCUCACGCAGAUUGACCAGAUAUUAAUUCAUCAGCAAAUUGAACUUCUUGAGAUUUUUAUUGGAUUGGAAUCAAACAACAAAUAUGAAAUCAAGAAUUCACUGGGACAAAGGGUGUACUUUGCAGCAGAGGACACUGACUGCUGCACAAGGAACUGCUGUGGGCCAGCACGACCUUUCACCAUCAAGAUUAUGGACAAUCUGGGUCAUGAGGUGAUAAGGCUGGAGAGACCCCUCAGGUGUUCGUCAUGUUUUUUCCCCUGCUGCUUACAGGAGAUAGAAAUUCAAGCACCUCCAGGAACACCAGUAGGUUAUGUUGUCCAGAACUGGCAUCCCUGCUUGCCCAAGUUUACUAUUCAGGAUGAGAAAAAAAUGGAUGUACUGAAAAUUAAUGGCCCUUGUGUCAUCUGCAGCUGUUGUGAGGAUGUUAAUUUUGAGGUGAAGUCUUUGGAUGAGGUUUCUAAUGUUGGAAGGAUUUCUAAGCAGUGGUCUGGGUUUUUGAAAGAAGCAUUUACAGAUGCUGAUAACUUUGGAGUCUCAUUUCCAAUGGACCUUGAUGUAAAAAUGAAAGCUGUCAUGCUCGGCGCUUGCUUCCUUAUCGAUUUCAUGUUUUUUGAGAGUAUUGGUGACAGCCAACAGCGAGCAGGAGUGUGGCAGUGAAAUCUAGAACUUUGUAUUUAGAAGGAAGAAAAUAAACCACCCACUUCCCAGUGGAUUACGGAGCUCCAGUGAGAAUGUGACAAGUGGAAGAAGUGGACCUCUUACACUUGUAAUUAUAUUUCUAUAAACUAAAGGCUUUAUUGUCUAGCUUGUGGUUCUGUAAUCUAAUUACACUGUUGUAUUCAAAUAAGCACCUUUUGUCUGUACAGAUCAAUACUGUAAUGUAUAGAAAUAUAUAGCAGCCUUUUUUCCAAUAAAUUUGGAAUUGUUGUAUUAAAAACUUAAUUCUUAAAAAAAGAGAUCUAUUUCUUUGUUCAAUAAUAAUAUAAGCAGUCAGCCUAAUAAAGAGAUUCUUAUCCUU